UAAAAGUAGAGGGUAUUACUAAUAGUUGAAGGACGUUUUUGUAAGUUUGUUACAUCAUACAAAAAUUAUGCGUUAACGUCCAAAAUGAGAAAAAAGCUGAAGACGGAGUUGGUUACAGUGGGUUGGAGCUUUUCGCCGGAAAUAAAAAAUGGGAACGAGAGACAGAGACAGAGAUCUAGAACGACUGAUCCCGGGGACCGGCUUCUCGGAUAUUAUCGGUUCCCCGCUAUCUCCAUCAGAUACUCCUCCCGGGGCCUCUCCCUCUCAUAAUUCCGGCAGAGAGGCAUGUAUAAAGGUAAUUCGCAGCUGGGCUUCAAAAAAGUUUAUUACUGGAUGUGUCAUUUUAUCUCCCAUAGCCAUUACAUUUUAUGUGACUUGGUGGUUCAUUCAACUUGGGGACUGGAUCUUCUCCCCGAUUUACGUUCUUUUGGGAAUUAAUAUAUUCGGUCUUGGAUUCAUUACUACCAUCACAUUCAUCUUUUUGGUGGGUGUGUUCAUGUCAUCAUGGUUGGGCUCUUCUCUUCUCAGUUUGGGAGAAUAUAUAAUCAAAAAGAUGCCUCUCAUGAGUUAUAUUUACACUGCAUCUAAGCAAAUCAGUGCAGCCAUCUCACCAGGACAAGGCUCACAUGCUUUUAAGGAAGUUGCAAUUAUAAAACACCCAAGUGUUGGAGAAUACGCGAUUGGAUUCAUAACAUCAACUGUUAUACUUAGGAAAAGCACAGGUGCCGAAGAGCUAUGUUGCGUGUAUGUCCCAACCAACCACCUUUACCUCGGCGAUAUUGUACUUGUGAAUUCCAAAGAUGUCAUGAAGCCCAAUAUCUCAGUUCGAGAAGGGAUAGAGAUUAUAAUCUCGGGAGGCAUGUCGAUGCCAAAUAUGUUAAUCACAAAGGACUCGCAGCGCAUUCGGUCUAUGAGUCUUGAGAAGUUUUCUGUUCCACAUGUAUAAUAUGAGUGUAAACUUUAAAAGCUUCAUAACAUAGAGAUGGGGCUAAUGUGUUGGAGAGAUACAAUGAACAGAAAUGUAAAACAUUUAGUUUUAACUUUUAAGUGUUUUAGAGUAUUUUUAAUCAUACUUUAAAAGCUUUAUAACCAAAAUGUUGGAUA
Helianthus annuus (common sunflower) is the source of this 1104-nucleotide messenger RNA. Its product is annotated as protein LIKE COV 3. The coding region runs from base 149 to 946 and encodes 265 amino acids. The transcript has 6 exons. Gene Ontology annotation, cellular component: Golgi apparatus. The record is from RefSeq and is a predicted model, not a curated record. NCBI's taxonomy places the organism in Eukaryota, Viridiplantae, Streptophyta, Magnoliopsida, Asterales, Asteraceae.